UAGAAAUCAUUCAAAUGAUCGACUCUCCUUUCAAUUUCAGGAGGUGGCGUAACUUCAUCUUCUUGUGGCGCAGAAGCCACCCUGUAAUCACAUGCAGCCACUGUUAAGUGUUGAUUUACUGCAGAAAACAACAAAUCAUUUUGCCCACUACUCAACACCAGAAAGAUAGAAAGGUAAAUAUCUAUAAUCAAAAUUGCAGAAACAUCCAAACUUGUACAGGGCUUUCUGUCUCAUGAUGGUUCCUGGAACCAUAUCGUGUGAGUUUCUCUAUCUUCACUGUCACAGUGAAGAGGGAAGCACCACUGAACUUCUUUUUUCAGGUCUCAGUAUCUGGGGCUAAUUUCAAGAGAAAUGCAUAAAGAAGACGGGUAACAUUGAUACCAUCUUGCACCAACGAGGCUGCAGUGCAUAGGGUGACAUCUAAUACCCUUUUCUACUGAUGCAGACUUUCCCUUGCUGCAAUAUUGUAGAAUCACAUGUAAGGGAGAAAGUAAAAUCCAAUGGAAGCAUCCCAGACACCAUAUCGACCUAACAGCAUCAACACAUCUGCCUCAUCUCAUAACAUUGUAAGGUGUAAUGCAGAUGGACAUGCAAUUAAUCUCUUUCAGGGGCCUGGUUUCCCAGGCCGGAAGAAAAGAGGGCAUGGAAGCCGCUCUUGGAUAGAAAUCGAUCAGAAUGGGAACUCAAAGACCUUGGAGCUUGAUAAGGCAGCUCUUAUGAGAUAUUGUUCUUUGCCUGCUAGAGAUCUCCGCCUUUUGGACCCUUUAUUCAUUUAUCCUUCUACAAUAUUAGGCCGGGAGAAGGCUAUUGUGGUCAAUCUUGAACAAAUUAGGUGUAUAAUCACAGCUGAAGAGGUUAUCCUGAUGAAUUCCUUGGAUGGUUGUGUUGUUCAGUAUAAGUCAGAAUUGUGCAAACGUCUUCAAAAUAAUAAAGAUCAAGCUGAUGACUUGCCUUUUGAAUUUCGGGCACUGGAGCUGGCUUUGGAACUAACAUGCAUGUCUCUUGAUGCUCAGGUUAAAGAGCUGGAAAUGGAGAUAUAUCCCGUGCUAGAUGAACUAGCAUCAUCCAUUAGCACUCUUAAUCUAGAACGUGUUCGUAGAUUCAAAGGACACCUUCUUGCUCUUACUCAACGAGUUCAAAAGGUUCGUGAUGAAAUAGAACAUCUCAUGGAUGAUGAUGGUGACAUGGCUGAGAUGUACCUGACAGAAAAGAAACAGAGAAUGGAGGCUUAUCCCUGGAAUGACCUACAUUCACUGAGUAAUGUGUCAGGUGGGACCAGAGUGCUACCAGCAUCUGCACCCGUUUCACCGGUGGAGUCGAUCAGUGGAUCCCAGAGAUUGCAAAGGGCUUUUAGCACUAUAAUGAAUUCAAGCAAACAUGGAAGCUUUACGGGUUCAUCUAAUAAUGGGGAAAAUAUCGAACAACUUGAAAUGCUACUUGAAGCAUAUUUUGUUUUCAUUGACAAUACUCUCAACAAGCUGUUAUCGCUCAAGGAAUACAUUGAUGAUACUGAAGACUUGAUCAACAUUAAACUUGUAAGGAAUUGUUCAAAGACUAGAAAUUUUCCUUCCCUUUUCCAACUUUUCUUUGAACCACUCAAUGUAACAACAUAUAAAGAUAUCAUAUCUUUACUCUUUGAACAGGGCAAUGUUCAGAACCAGCUCAUACAAUUCGAGUUGCUUCUGACAGCAGCCACCUUCGUGGCCACAAUAUUUGCUGCAGUGACAGGAGUGUUUGGAAUGAACUUCACAGCCACAAUUUUUGAUUACCCGUCAGCAUUUAACUGGGUACUGGUUAUCACUGGAGUUAUCUGUGGCUUCUUAUACUUCUCUUUCUUGUUGUAUUUCCGGCACAAGAAAGUUUUUCCAUCAUAGCUUGCUGUGUAAAUAACUCCAUUUCAGAUUAUUACUGCCAUUAAAUGAUAAUUCUGAGCUUCUUAUCUUUGAA
Molecule: messenger RNA, 1947 nt
Organism: Vitis vinifera (wine grape)
Lineage: Eukaryota; Viridiplantae; Streptophyta; Magnoliopsida; Vitales; Vitaceae
Product: magnesium transporter MRS2-5
Exons: 6
Coding region: 501-1874 (457 amino acids)
Biological process (GO): transmembrane transport; magnesium ion transport
Cellular component (GO): membrane
Molecular function (GO): magnesium ion transmembrane transporter activity
Source: RefSeq, a predicted model, not a curated record